UCCUUCCAACAAGGCGUGGGAGGUCGGUAUCCCACCGCGCGUUGCUUUGCGUUGCGUGGGAGCCCGAGACUGCCCUUCCUCUCUCUUUCGCUCUCGGCGACGUAUUAUGAUUCCAUUUUGGAGGCGGAAGGCCAGAAACGACAGAGAGGGAGGGAGGUAGCGGCCGUGACCACAAAAGCAUCUUCCGACUCCUUCCCCUCCCUCCACCUCUUUCUUCUUCUUCUUCUCCCGUAGUUUGUGCAACAUCACAUCGUCCCAAGAUCAAGCAAGCAUUGCGAUCAUCCAAUCUCGAGCGUUUUCCUUGUUUACGGGCAUUCCGCAUCUCGAUACCGGCGAACGAAGAUGACGGCGCUGCAGCUACGGAGUGCCAGCGUAUCCGUAGAAGUAGGAGGAGAAGAGAAUCGAAGGGGGUCUUCUUCUUUCUUCCAUGCUCUCGCCGGUAGCAAACUUAAGUCCUUUUCCUCCUCCGUCUCUUUUCGGAGGAGGCCGCCCUACGGGCGGCGGAGAGCCCAAGCCUCCGUCCUGACGAUGGCCUUGGCCGCUCAAGCACCAGCGCAUCCCGCCUGCCCGGAUCCUCUGUCACAGGGCCAUCAUCACGCAAUCAUCCCAGAAGACGACAAGAAGAACAAGCCAAAAUGGGAGGAAAAGGAGCCCGUCUCCCCCGAAAAGCUGGAUCAAUGGAUCAGGGAUUCCAUCGGAGAGAUCGUGAGAAACAUCGAAGAAGCCCCAUUCCUGGUGCAGAUCUUCUCGCGCGGCGGCGGCGGCGGCAGUGGAGGCGCUGGACGAGAGGGCGGCGUGAUACUGGAGCGCGAGGCGGCGUCGCCGGAGAGCUGGCCGUGCAUGAGGAAGCGGUGGAAUAAGGGGAGCCCCAAGCCCGAGGGGUUCAUCCUGGUGGAAAAGCUGGCCAUCGAGGAAGAGAUGGGAGCCGCCUCCGUCUCCACCCCUUGUGGUCCCAGGACGUGGGGGCUGCUGGUACAGGGAAGAGGGAUGGACUGCGCCUUGUGCUACAUUCUCAACACCACCCGAGUUCGGUCGUCGAUGGGGUUCUGCACCUACUUCUGUCUGAUGAAAGCCAAGUGCUUUGGAGAACCUGCGGAACUGCAGUUCAGGAGAGCUUGGCUGCGGAGCAGCAGGUAGCACCACCGGAUUGUGACAAGCCUACCCGCAUGCAUUCUUUAUUGGUCUAAGAUUCUUGCUGUUGAUGACAUUGGCCUUUCUUCCAUGAGAAAGAUUGGUUGGCUGGCACGGUUCUAUACUCCUGAUGAUUGAUUGAUAGCAAUUGGCAUAGUAAUGGAAGAAUAGGGUAGUUAGAUUUUCUUCGACGGAGCGAUAUCCCAUCCGUAAUCCGUUCUGCUGUGGCUGGCAGCAGAUCCGAUCUAUUUCACGAUAGUUUUGGAGUAGAAUAUUAAAAAUAUCAAGCUAAGCAAUGUUGCGUUAGUACGUAAUGCAUACAGUUUCCGAGUUGUGCUAGAUCCUUUAUGGUGCUUUUAAUCUUUCUGCUUGAGGUCAGCCGCUGAGAUAUGUGAUCGAGGUAAAAUCACCAUUCGAGUUUGGUCCGAAUAUCUAUAAAGAAAUCCUUAUCGGGG
Elaeis guineensis (African oil palm) is the source of this 1586-nucleotide messenger RNA. RefSeq lists its product as uncharacterized. Lineage: Eukaryota; Viridiplantae; Streptophyta; Magnoliopsida; Arecales; Arecaceae. The record is from RefSeq and is a predicted model, not a curated record.